Stylophora pistillata is the source of this 356-nucleotide messenger RNA. RefSeq lists its product as uncharacterized. The record is from RefSeq and is a predicted model, not a curated record. Gene Ontology annotation, cellular component: extracellular matrix. Lineage: Eukaryota; Metazoa; Cnidaria; Anthozoa; Scleractinia; Pocilloporidae. Gene Ontology annotation, molecular function: protein binding.
UUUCUUAUGAAGUAUGAGCUACAGUUUUAAUGAAAAGGCAUUUUUGUCUCAUCAUUCCUACCAGCUAUCUGUCAAAUAACAAGUUGAAGAUUCUACCACACCAACUUUUUAGUAGCCUUUCCAAGCUGAUACAUCUGGAUUUGUCAAACAACGAACUUGGAAAUCUGCCACCGCACAUCUUCAGAAACAUUACAGCGGUAGAAUUUCUGAAAUUAGACUACAAUAAAAUUGAGAGGCUUCAUGAAGAUCAGUUCCAGGGCUUGGUAAAGUUGUUCGAAUUAUAUCUCUCGGAGAACAAACUCGAGACUUUGCCUGACAAAAUUUUUAAAGGCGUCGAAAACCUCAAAGCUCUGUGA